Molecule: messenger RNA, 1512 nt
Organism: Paraglomus brasilianum
Lineage: Eukaryota; Fungi; Glomeromycota; Glomeromycetes; Paraglomerales; Paraglomeraceae
Source: the annotation of a GenBank genome assembly
AUGUCUGAAGAGUCUUCACCAGGGGUAAUUGAUGCCUUGCUUAAUAGCAACGAAGACUAUGAACGAGUCACACGCGCAAUAGACACCUUGAACCGUCAGCUCGAACAGGCACGGGCUGACAUAGUCACACUGAAACUAGCAAAACAGCAUGGGUUGGCUGACCCGAUUUCUCUUGCCGAAAAACUACGUGAUGGCACUUUAGAACAAACACCAAACUGGCAGCGCAUUCAUAGAACGCCAAGUAUAGAUUGGUCUAGAUACCCGCGACGACCGUCAUUGCGUAUUGGUGGGGACACUACGCGAUAUCAUCCUUACAGAUCAAACAGUGAGACAAAGCCAUCUCUUACCUCUCCAACGAGCCCCACGUCGUCGACAUCCCAUUCUUCGAUGGAUGCCAUAUCGUCAAUUAUAACAAGCCCAGAUGCGCCUCCAGAAGAUCCAUCUGAUCUCAUGGCAUUUGUAUUAAAAGUAGGCGCGUCAGUUGGAUUAUAUCCAAAGAGAAAACAAUCAAAGUCUGAAUCCGAAGGAUAUAAUGGUGAUGGGGGAAGAAGGUGGAGUAGUGGGUAUAGCGAGGCACCGGCACGGGGAAAAGGAAUUGGUAAGAGUAUGGAAUUGUUGUUCCCGUCAGAGAAUGAAAAUAAGAGGGUAACCAAUGAGCCUAGUACCGUAAAGAACGAUGUCGAAGAAAUCAAGUCUGAGGAUGUUGCAAUGGAAACCAGUUCUGCUGCAGCAAAUGCACGAGUGUAUUCGGGUACAUUUAGUGAAUCCGGGAAUAUGACAGCAGAUAACGACUUUUCAAAGCCAGCCAAUCAUAAUGUUCCCUGGACUGAUGAGGAACAGCGACGUUUGGUAGAAUUAUUACGAAUAUAUCCAGAUGAGGAAAUUCAGUCGCAUCGGUUCAAGAGGAUUUCAAUGGCACUGGGAACAAGGACGCCUAAACAGGUUGCUAGUAGAAUACAAAAAUACUUCAUAAAACUGGCCAAGCAUGGGCUGCCUGUUCCCGGAAGAAUGCCAAAUUUAAACUUCUCAGCAUCCUCAUCGAUGAUGAAAAAUAAAAGUCCGGAUGUGGUCUCCAAAUCUAAAUUUAAACCCACAAGACAACCAGAUAGUCGGCCGCGAAGACCACGCGUAUCGGGAGUAGCAUACAUGGAUUCACAGACACCACCAACUAUACUAAUGAACGAAAACGAUGACGAUGUCAUAGAAGUUAUGUUAACGAUAGUUGAUGCUACUCAAAAAAGCAUUGCCAACAAGGGAAUAAAGAAUGGCAAUAAUGACGUUGCUGUGAAUAACGUGAUACACUAUGGGUUUUGCUGUGACAGCUGCCAGGUUGAUCCCAUAGUUGGCCCACGAUAUCAAUGUGUUGAUUGUAUGGAAAAAGACCAGGAAAUUGAUUUAUGUGAAGUUUGCAUGGAAACGGGCGAUUUUGAAAUAGAUGGUCAUCAAAAGACUCACCACUUUGCAUUACGAACAACACCCGAACCUACACAGUCCAGAGAGAAUAGUAUAUAA